AUGUGGCUGCUCAUACAUCAACCUUAUUGGUCUGCUCUGAACCAGGCUCGUUUGGUCAAGGUGCCUUGCUGCCAUGGCGAAUCUGCACAAGGCAUCCUUCUGGGCGAAAUCAGCCCAAUAGACCCCAAGUCUCGGGAAAUUAGGCACCAAGCGUCGUUACACAAUGGUCAGUUCGGCCAGCAAAUUUGCUUCUCGUUUCUUCCGCACGCCGCUCAUCAAUCAUCGCACUCAUCAAACGAGCUCAACAUUCAAUGCCACUUCCCCUAUAUCGGUUUAAGGAUUAUGUCGGAGUUUCCACUUCUCCGGCCGAAUGCUUACGCGGGAACUCCAGGGAGUGGGCGACAAGGCGCCGCUGUGGCUGAGGCGUUACCCCCCACACCAGCGUCUAGACCAGAGGCCCUUUCUUGUGUUGCAACCAGGGAAGAUUAUUGGGGCGAAGCUCUUCGCCGCCUCGAUGCGACAAAACAGAAUUGUAUUCAACAGGCUUUGGAGAAACAACAAGAUGGAAGUGGCGGCAGCGUUGACGUUGAUGAUGCCAAAGAGAGCAGACUUCGACUUCAAGACAGGCCGGUAAUCACCGAAGGCUCACUUUCAUGGCCCGACAUCUUAUCAGAAGUCUGUCGCCGCAGCCAACGACUGGAAGACGACAGAACGAAAAAGCGGAAUUUCCGAUUCGCCGGUCGCGACGUCAACCUGCGAAAAACAUUGGAAACCUGGGUCAAGUUCUUCAAUAGGAUCAAGCAAAUUGGGGACAUUGCAGUAAAUGUUGACCCCAUCCAUGCUGGUCUUCCUUGGGCUGCAAUUCGGCUCAUUAUCACUGCGGCGACGGCCUCAAGUGACCAAAACGGUGCUAUCUAUGUGGGAAUCGAGAAGGUCCUUUUCCUUAUGAAUCGAGGGGCAGCGUACGAGGCCCUGCUCGCACAUCUUCGUCGCCAGUUGUCAGCCGAGAUCCUAAUCAAUUUCGAAGAAGCUCUGGUUAAGCUCUAUACAUGUCUCCUCGAGUUUUUAGCGUCGGCCCUUGUCGUUCGAGACAAAAAUGUGUUCAAGCGAGCUUUCUAUGCUUUUUGGACACCACAGGAUGUUAGUUCAUUCAGUGAAAACUGUCUGGAGCUCGAGAAGACACUUGAGAUUGAGUCCAGGCUUGUAGAAAGCCAAUGCAACAGAGAAACAACAGACAAUAUCGAGACGAUACUGAAAGCAUCCGAUUGUCUCGAGGAAGUGAUUGCGGAUACCAAAACCUUGGUUCAGGCCCUCCGAGGAGAGAUCAAAGAGCAACGUCACCGGGAGCAAGAAGAGGAGGAAAAUCUGGAGGCCUUAGGUUGGGUCUCAAACAUUCCAAUCUUGGAUUACCAUGACAAUGCAAAAGACGGCCGCACUCCCUACACAGGCCAAUGGGUAUUCAGCAAGCCCGAGUUUCGCGAUUGGGAGAGCUGCUCCGGUUCUUCGCUCCUAUGGAUCCACGGAAUACCCGGUGCGGGGAAAACAAAACUCGUAACCACUAUUGUCGACUAUUUUCUCCAAUCGCGGCAACCUUCUCAGAAUUUGACACGGACCACCCCGAGUGCAGAUUCAUGUGCUCAUCGACCAACGCCUUCCAGAGCCUCAGAGCCUAGUCCACUGGCUUUCUUCUACUGCCGCCGUGCUGAUACUGAGCGUCGCAAACCAGAAAAUGUUCUUCGGAGCUUUUUGAAGCAACUCGCAUUGUCACAUGACGGGAGUCUCGCCUCCUUACGGACUGUUUACAUGGAUAAGAAACGGCAAGGGUUUCUAUCAAAUUCUCUUAAUACUAUAGAAUGCCAGGAUCUCUUAGUCAAGAUGAUAACACAGUGUCGGGAGGCAAUUUUGAUUUUGGACGCCCUUGAUGAAUGUGAUGAAGAAUCCCGUCACGAUUUGAUUGCUGCAGUAAACGGGCUUGUUGAACGCAGCAUUCCGGCCAAGAUCCUCAUAUCUAGCAGACGAGAUGAUGAUAUCACAGCGGAGUUUGAGGACAGAGUCAACUUCAGUCUCUCAGCCACGGAGAAUCAUGACGAUAUCAUGCGAUUCGUGAAGGAUAAAAUCAAAGAGUAUAGAAAUUCGAAAACUGCUAGGAGGAAGAUCAAUUCCGCUAUAUCAACCAAACUUGAGCAGCAAAUCAUCAAGGUGUUCCUGGACAAGAGUAAUGGGAUGUUUCAAUGGGCAGCAUUGCACCUCGCACAUCUUCUUUCCCUCGAUCGACCGUUAGAUAUCGCGAGAACCUUGCAAGGUCUUCCCAGAGGUCUGGAGAAGACGUACGGCGAGAUUUUUGAACGAAUCACAAGUCCAGAUAAUAGUCUCAGAGAUAUUGCCAUCAGAACAUUGCUUUGGAUGCUAAGCCAAAACGGAAUCGCCAAUGUGGAUCAAACUCUAGUUAUCGCUUGCCAGGAUCUCUCUAACGAUGAUAUAAAUCAAGUUGAUAUCGAUAUCGAGACUGUUAUCAAAGCAUGUCAGAACCUGAUAGUGGUAGAAAAUGGAUCUGACUUUUCUGCCCCGCACAACUUUUCAACUUCAAUCCCAGGAGAAAAUGAACCUCUUUCUCCUGUUCCUGGUCCUCCUCUUCCUAUUCCUCCAGUUCCAAAGGCUCCACCUUCCCCGCCACCAGAAUUACAUGGUUCUUGUACGACCGCAUAUCGCCCUCGAUUCCCGGAAGAUCAGUUUACUGCCAUACCAUAUACUUAUAGGACUCCACCCUCAACACCUCAUGGUCCACCACCUCCCACACAUCCACCUUUAAUUGUGCGAGAAUUUGCGGACUAUUUCUGGAUUUACCACAUCCAAAAAUGUUGGGUUCCCGGGGCUAUACCUCAAGAUGAACGACUUGUUGCUCUUGCAACAAGAUUUUUAGGCUUCCCUAGCAAAACUUCGGAAGCGUUUGACCGAUGGCUUUCUAGAUUCUCGUGGCAUAGCCUCUCCUUCGGUUACACUCCAACAUUUUGGUCAAUCAAGAGGAAGCAUCCUUUGUUUAGCACAGAUUACUCCUUUAGGUCUUGGGCAUAUUCUCAUGGCUUUGGAUGGCCAGGACGCGAUGGACCUAGUAAAUUCGAUUUUCAAGGCCAAUCCUCUCUGGUGGCAUGCUUUUUCGGUCUCGAUCACAUUUUCUUUCCGUCAGCGGAAGACAUCAUCACAAUUCCAGCUCUUUUUUGGGAUCCGCACUGGUCAAGGCCUGGGACCACCAUUUCAAUUUUUUCGCACUUUUCUUCUCCUCGAAUGCUUUGGAUGAUGCUUGGACCGUUGGUCAAGACAAAUGCCGAACAAGCAAACAAUUUGCUUUGGAACCUUGUACUGUCUAUCGGAAAUCACCCUCUCAAAUACAUAUAUACGUGGAGCUUUCCCCACUAUUUUUCGCUUUGUACAGGCGCAGCUGAACUUGUACAUUGCCUGCAUGUACGCGACUGUUUCAACAUGUGUGGUCGGAUCGUAACCCAUUUGCUUCGUCCGGACUUCCCUAUGUAUUCUUCUUAUCCUGUCGCCGAAGCUUUACAGUCUGCUUCCAAGAUCGUGUCCCUUGGUGCAAAUCUUACCGUUCCACUCCGGCAGGCACUAGAACAAUCUCGGUGGCAAAAUGUCGUGUGGUUGGUUGAACAUGGGGCCAAGCCAGACGCCGACGUUUUAUCUACGAUCCUUGAAUGCGAGACUUACCAUGGGUACGACCGAUUUCCACCAGCUGAUACAUAUAAAGCCCUCAUUGACCGAGGGGCGGAUGUCAACGCGUACAUCUACAGAGGAGAAUAUUGGGUAGGCACGCCAAUUAUUGCUGCUAGCAUCCAUGGCAAUUCAGAAUUAGCUCAACUACUUGUGAGCGCUGGUGCGGAGGUGGAUGUCAUACCUUGGGCUGAGGUUGGCACGCCAUCAAUAGAGUCCGAAACAACAGAAGAGCAUGAAUUCAACUUGUACUCCCUAUCAAAAUUUAAAUGCAAGAAAUUGAACGGCGUCGGUGCCGCCCCGUUUGGGACUGCUCUCGUAGAGGCUUCUGCUAGAGGUCAUGUCGAGAUAUGUCGUCUUCUUGUUAAGCAUAUGCCAGAUAUGCAUGCAGAUGCACCGCUCCAACCAGGAAUCGGCAAAUUUGGAACGCCACUUAUCGCUGCAUGCGCAUUCAAUCGCCUUGAUAUCUGCAGGGUUCUUCUCGAAUGCCAUGUUGACGUAGCAGCCCUGAGUUGGAGGGUUCCUAAAUUCUCAGGACCUCCACUCACCACCAAUGCAUUACUCACAGCUGCAAGUUGUGGUGGUUUGGAGAUUUGCCGUUUGCUCCUUCGUCAAGGAGCAGAUUACAAUGUUAUUACACCACCCGAAAACACAGCCAUGUUACGGUCUCAGGGAUCGCCCCUCAUUGCUGCAGCUUUAUAUGGUCACAAAGAAAUCUGUCGGCUGCUGAUAGACCACGGUGCCAAGGUGGAUGGGAUUGCGUUAGAUGCAAAGUACCCCACAGCGCUCAUUGCCGCGGCCUCGAGAAACAAGUGGAAGGUAUGCCAGUUGCUCAUCGAUUAUGGGGCCAAUGUCGAUCUUCUAGUACCGAAUACUCCUUACUGCAAUGCUCUCAUCGCUGCAUGUCGACUGCGUAAGUUGCGGUCGAUUGAGGUCCUUAUCGCAAGAGGUGCCGAACGGAAGAUAGACCCUUCCACUGGUGAGUACGCAAGGCAACUUCUCGCAGCUUGCAUGGGGUUUGAUGUAAGAAGGGCCAAGGUCAUGGAGCUCAUAUCCUCUGGCGCAGCUUUGCCUCGUUUGGAGACAAUCGAAUUGAACGAAGAGGCACUGGAUAUCAUGAGAGGAAGACUGACUGCAGCCAGUUCCAUGAUCGGCCAAAUAGAUCUGAAGAAGAAGCAAGAUUUCUCUCAAGUGCAGGAUGAAGUGCAGCGGAAAGUAAGGUUAUUGACGGAAGAUAAUCUCCUCGCGUUUUCUAAGGUCAAUGAUCUUCGGACGUUGUUGGAAGUGAUCUAUGAUCCCCUCCUUCUCACGAAGAAAUUACGACGCAUUGCCCUGCAAGCUUUGAGAAGGAUUGCCACAAGGAUGUUUGAUCUAAAUCCCCAGAGGUUGAAGGACUUAUUUGAGAAAUUUCCGACUUUGGCAGCCGAUUUGGCCCUGGCUUAUACUGAAGAGAUGGCAAAUGCGGAAAGGGAUUGA
Messenger RNA from Hyaloscypha bicolor E, 5133 nucleotides. RefSeq lists its product as uncharacterized. The record is from RefSeq and is a predicted model, not a curated record. Gene Ontology annotation, biological process: positive regulation of transcription by RNA polymerase II. Bases 1 to 5133 code for a protein of 1710 amino acids. Gene Ontology annotation, molecular function: transcription cis-regulatory region binding; protein binding. The transcript is spliced from 5 exons. NCBI's taxonomy places the organism in Eukaryota, Fungi, Ascomycota, Leotiomycetes, Helotiales, Hyaloscyphaceae. Gene Ontology annotation, cellular component: nucleus.